Messenger RNA from Doryrhamphus excisus (bluestripe pipefish), 1329 nucleotides. Its product is annotated as CYFIP-related Rac1 interactor B-like. NCBI's taxonomy places the organism in Eukaryota, Metazoa, Chordata, Actinopteri, Syngnathiformes, Syngnathidae. The record is from RefSeq and is a predicted model, not a curated record. Gene Ontology annotation, molecular function: small GTPase binding. Gene Ontology annotation, biological process: regulation of actin filament polymerization.
CUCAGGAAAUGUUUCCUUUUAUAGAUAACGGCGCGUCGAGGGGGCCACUUCCGGGUUCACAGUGUCGGCAUGUAGGAUCACCUGGACCCACCAACACGCAACCUCUCGAUCCUGCAUCGAUCGGCUCUGGGCCAAGAAUGGGGAACCUGAUCAAAGUGCUAACCAGAGAUAUCGACCACAAUGGAGGAAACUUCUUUUUGGACUUUGAGAAUGCUCAGCCAUCGUCAUCCGAAAAGGUGGUAUGGGAGAAGGUGAACCAGGUCCUGACGGAGGCUCAGGUCAUCCUGGAGGAGCUGCAGGGGUACACUGGAGCAGGAGAGGAGAUCCGACAGGCCAUCCAGAGCCCCAGUGAGGAGGGGGUACAGGAGAGGGCGUGGUCUGCUGUCCUUCCUUUGGUCACCAAACUGAAGACUUUCUAUGAGUUCUCUCACAAGCUUGAGGGCAGUCUGCGGUGUCUCCUGGAUGUCCUCACUGGUCCCGAUGCUCCGCCCACUCAGCAGCUAGAAAACAAACAGGCCUUGGCUCGUCAGUUCGCUCUUAUCCUUCACUUCACGCUGUGCUUUGACGAGCUCAAGAUGACCAUCCCUGCCAUCCAGAAUGACUUCAGCUACUACAGGCGUACAAUCAGUCGCAUGCGGAUCAACAACAUGCGUGCAGAUGCAGACGAGGUGAACAACGAGCUGGCCAACCGUAUGUCUCUGUUCUACGCUAGCGCCACGCCCAUGUUGAAGACACUGAGCGACGCCACCUCAAAGUUCGUCUCUGAUAACCCUGACGUUCCCAUUGAGAGCACCACAGACUGUCUGAGCACAAUGGCCUGUGUCUGUAAAGUCAUGCUGGAAACACCAGAGUACAGAAGUCGUUUUACCAGCGAUGAGACAGUCUUAUUCUGUCUGCGUGUGAUGGUUGGCGUCAUCAUCCUCUACGACCAUGUGCACCCUGCUGGCGCCUUCGUGAAGACCUCUAACAUCGACAUGAAAGGAUGCAUUCGGGUUCUGCGGGAGCAGCCGGCGAGCAGCGUGGAGGUUUUACUCGAUGCUCUAAGGUACACAACCAAACACCUGAAUGACGACACCACGCCCAAGCAGAUCAGAAACAUGCUGCAGCCAAACUGAGCACCCGACUACUGAACAAAGGUUAUGUAAGGGUUUAUUGGUGAUGUCAUAAUAUAAACAGGAAAUCAGCUCAACUGGACGCAACCAGACGUGUCUACAAAGGCACUUUGGACAAAUGACUCAGCCUUGCUCUGCUGUACGUGUUGGCCUCAUUAACUUUUUAUACAUUUUUAUACUUCUAUGAAAGCAAUGAAUAAAAUCAAAUUGUUAUGAC